AUGAGGACGUUUUUCAGAAGUUAUACAGAUCCUGUAAGAAAAUGUAAAAGGUUUAGCGAUAUAAUAGAUCAACGAAGAGAAGAGGCUCAAAGGAGCCUUGUAGUUCAAGUCAACUCGGAGUCGUCAUUCAACGAACUGUAUGGUUAUUGCUCAAAAUAUGGGACUAUUAGAGACAUACACCACUAUAGGAAUUUUGAAAAGGAGCAUUUUAUGCUCAUCGAAUUUGAUACAGAGGAUAAUAUGCAGGAAGUUUUAAAAGCAUGUAGCUCUCAUCAAAAAGACAUGGAUGUUAUGGCAAUACAGUCACCAUUUCUUUGGUUUAGAGCAGCUGUGAACAAAAAAGAAAGACAUAAAGGGCCCAAUUCCAGAAGUCUAGCUACAAAGGAUGGGAUUCAACCCAUUGAUGAGGAAGUGCUUUAUGAGGAGUUGCUUAAUUGUGAAACAGUAUCCAAUCAAAUACAGCUUUUGUACGACAAGACAAAGUUAACUGACCUGGGUGUGAGACUUAGGUUUAUGGUGGCCAGGCAGCUUGAAUGCAUUUUCAAGAGUUUAUAUGCUAAUGUGGCAGUACAUCCUUUUGGUUCUUCUGUUAAUGGCUUUGGAAAAAUGGGAUGUGAUUUAGAUCUGGUUCUGACAAAUGUAUUAACAGAAGAAAUGAGCUCCGCCGGCCGCCGGCUGGUGUUCCAGGAGAAGCGAGUGGAGGGGGGGCUGCGGUCGGGCGCGCGCCAGCUGGAGCUGGUGGGGGCGCUGCUCGAGCUGCGCGUGCCGGGAGCGGCGCACGUGCGGCGGGUGCUCGCCGCGCGCGUGCCCAUUCUCAAGUGCACGCACGACCUCGCCGCGCUGCACUGCGACCUCUGCUGCACCAACACAUCUGGUCUCUACAUGUCGGAACUGCUGUGGCUGUACGGCUCUUUAGACCCGCGCGUGAGACCCCUCACGUUUGCGGUCCGCUGCUGGGCGAAGGCCGUGGGCCUAACAAACCAGCACCCGGGCAGAUGGAUCACCAACUUCCCGCUGACCCUGAUGGUGCUGUUCUUCUUGCAGCAGAAAAGGAAGAGUGGCUUUAUUUUGCCCUCGCUUAAGUUGCUAGUUAGCAAGUCCAGCAAGGAGGACGUCCGGAUAGCGGAGGAGAACAUCAACUGCACGUUCCUCCGCGACCCGAACAAGCUGCCUGCCGAUUCUUAUUCGCAGUGCGACGAUGACCUUGAAACGCUGCUGCUGCAGUUCUUCGAGUUCUACGCGCAGUUCGACUUCCAGGAGAGGGCGAUCUCGAUCAACGAGGGGGCACCGGUGAGGAAGCCAAACGCUCUCCCGCUCUACAUAGUGAACCCGUUGGAGCAGGCGUUGAACGUUAGCAGGAACGUGAGCUACGAGGAGUGCGAGAGGCUCAAGUUGGAAGUGAGGAACGCCGCCUGGCAACUGGAGGCGGGCCUGGAGGGCAAGAGGGGCAGAGAUUGGGGCCUGUUGGGCCUCAUCGAGCGGAAGGACUCUAGAGGUCUGAAGCAACUGCUGCGCGUCGGCAACUCGCACAGGCUGGUCUCGGUGAAGGAUCUGUUCAGAGACGACGACGACUUGCCCAGCGCGAAAACCUCACAGCAACCGCAGAACAGCAAAACCGAAACGGAAAAGAGCGAACCUGACUUGGAGAAGAGCGAGCUUGACAUCGAGAAGAGCGUGCAGCAGAUGCGGCAGUCCAUGGUGACCGUGGAUAGGAAGGAGCAGAAGACGAAAUUCAAGAACAGCCAAGUAGCGAGUGAGGUGUUUAGAAUAAGGAGGAACAAGAUUCUG
Iphiclides podalirius (scarce swallowtail) is the source of this 1788-nucleotide messenger RNA. The record is from the annotation of a GenBank genome assembly. NCBI's taxonomy places the organism in Eukaryota, Metazoa, Arthropoda, Insecta, Lepidoptera, Papilionidae.